Molecule: messenger RNA, 600 nt
Organism: Alexandromys fortis (reed vole)
Lineage: Eukaryota; Metazoa; Chordata; Mammalia; Rodentia; Cricetidae
Gene: Dnajc5b
Product: DnaJ heat shock protein family (Hsp40) member C5 beta
Exons: 4
Coding region: 1-600 (199 amino acids)
Source: RefSeq, a predicted model, not a curated record
AUGGCGUGUAACAUACCCAACCAAAGACAGCGGACUAUGUCAACAACAGGAAACACUCUGUAUGAAGUUCUUGGUCUGCAGAAGGGAGCUUCAUGUGAAGAAAUUAAGAAAUGCUACAGAAAAUUAGCCCUGCGAUACCAUCCAGACAAGAACCCAGAUGACGCGUCUGCUGCUGAGAAGUUUAAAGAAAUCAACAAUGCCCAUGCAGUCCUCACUGACCCAUCCAAAAGAAACAUAUAUGACAAGUAUGGAUCGCUGGGGCUCUAUGUGGCUGAGCAAUUUGGAGACGAUAACGUUAACACAUACUUCAUGCUGUCAAGUUGGUGGGCAAAGACCCUGUUCAUCAUCAUCGGCCUCCUGACAGGCUGCUAUUUUUGCUGCUGCCUUUGCUGCUGCUGCAACUGUUGUUGUGGACACUGUCGGCCAAAGUCAUGGGCCCCAGAAGAGGACUUCUACGUGUCACCAGAGGACCUUGAGGAACAAAUCAGGACUGACAUGAAAGAAGAUAUGGACUUUCCAGUUGUUCUCCAGCCUACAAAUGCAAACGAGAAGACACAGCUAAUCAGAGAAGGAUCUCGAAGUUACUGCACAGAUUCUUGA